AUGGCCAAGAAGCGUCGUGAGAAAGACGCCUCCAACAUCAAGCUCAAGCACCCGGAUCGCUCCGGUCCUAGCGAGCCCACCCUCCUACAGCUUGCUGACGAGCGAAAUCUGUUCCAACAAGCAUUGGAUAGAGAGAAGGAGCUCAAGAGGCAAAAGACACGGGCGAGCAAGAGUAGCGGUGAAAGCGACAGCGACGAAGAUGACGAUGAGAAGGAGGCCGAGGUAGCAGGUCUGCCGCCGCGUGUAGAACAGAUCAUGGACACUCUACUCUGGACCAUCAGCCUUUCCAUGCUUCAUUUCACCCUCGACGUUCUUGUGCAGAACCAGUAUGCUGUGGAACUGUCGUGGCAUGAUGUCAGUGUCCGGACUGGGAGGGCGUUUCUGGUAUUUGUUCUCCUGUUCUACACCCUCCACCAACAUCCAUCCGACCCGACCCUCCUCCGCGGCCUACCCGCUCGAUUCCAGAAUCCCCUUCGCCAGACCAUAUUCUUCGCAGCUAGCGUGGGAGCUGGCUGUUACCUGAUUUACAUCACCAACAUAUACAGCUAUCUUGCCGUCAUGAAACAGGCGCCGCCACUGGGGUGUCUCUGGGUAUGGUCGGUAAUCGAGCUUGACCUUGCCUGGGCGGUGUUGAGUCUGGCGUGUAGUGCCGCCUUCCUGUGGCAGGGUGGCUAUGACUUCAAGUAA
Messenger RNA from Thyridium curvatum, 687 nucleotides. RefSeq lists its product as uncharacterized. The transcript has 2 exons. Lineage: Eukaryota; Fungi; Ascomycota; Sordariomycetes; Thyridiales; Thyridiaceae. The record is from RefSeq and is a predicted model, not a curated record. Bases 1 to 687 code for a protein of 228 amino acids.